This is a messenger RNA of Ixodes scapularis (black-legged tick), 2630 nucleotides long. RefSeq names its product 52 kDa repressor of the inhibitor of the protein kinase-like. Bases 12 to 2630 code for a protein of 872 amino acids. The record is from RefSeq and is a predicted model, not a curated record. The transcript has 3 exons. Gene Ontology annotation, molecular function: protein dimerization activity. NCBI's taxonomy places the organism in Eukaryota, Metazoa, Arthropoda, Arachnida, Ixodida, Ixodidae.
CAGCCGCUACAAUGAGUGAAGAUGGUCCACCAAAGUCGUCCAAGCGGAAAAGUACCACUCUGCAUAACUUCUUCCAAGCUGUGCCCAAAAAGAUUAUCACUGAGGCAGACAUUGCAAGCAACGACUCGAAGCUCACUUUGAAGUCUGAUGGCGUGGAUGAACAACUCAAGAUUGAGGCUCUCCCGUCGCCCAUGGUCAAGAAUUCUGACGGAACUACCCCACUAGAUCCAGCCGUCCACACAGUUCGGAAUCCAGCGGCUGACUUUGGUUUGCAAUAUGACAUUGGCAACUUCGUUGGGGCGAGGCCAGACGACCACACCGUGGUUGGCUUACUCGAACACCAUUGGAUGCCACCUCAAGGUUACUCCUUCCCUUUCUCCGAACACAACAAGGGACAGACAGUCGAACGGAGGUACGUCAGAAGUGACCACCUGCUGAAAUAUCCUUGGCUGGUUGUCUCGGAUGCCAAGGCAGGUUUGUUCUGCAAAUUUUGUCCUCUUUUUGCCACCGGGCACAUGGGGGGUAAACACAAGACAGUUGCCCUUCAGGCUCUUGUAACGGAGCCUUUGAAAAAAUUCGCGAAGCUUCUGGGGAAAGAUGGAGCUUUGGAAACCCAUUCCAAAGCUAGAUAUCACAUCGAAGCAGUGGAAGCGGGCAAGGCUUUUCUGAAAGCUUGUCGCGACCCAGCAAGGGUCGUGGCAAACCAGAUCGAUACACAGCGAAUGCGGCAGGUGUCUGAAAACCGCGCGCGGCUUGUCUCGAUUGUCGACAACGUUGUGUUCUUGGCCCGGCAGAAUAUUGCCUUCCGUGGACAUCGGGAUGACGGCCCAGUGGUCACUGGGAAGAACGGCAAUGACAGUUCAGAGAAUGGAGGAAACUUCAAGGAGCUGCUGCGCUUCAGAGUGAAAUGUGGUGACCAUGCCCUCGAAAAACAUCUCUCCACAGCCACAGGAAGGAAGAUGUUCACAAGCAAAACAACUCAAAAUGCCCUUAUUGAAUGUUGCGGAGACGAAGUUCUGUCCGUGAUCUUGGCACGAGUUCGGCAGAGCAAAUAUUAUGGCAUUAUGUUCGACGAGACAACCGACGUGGCUCACAAGUCUCAGCUAUCUCUUGUUUUGAGGUAUGAACAUGAUUUAAAGAUCAGAGAAGAUUUUGUGGGUUUCUUAGAUCCUCGAGAACUCAAGCCUCAAGAUUCAAAUCAGAAUCGGAAUUCGCCCAUGUCGGACAGCGGGUCCGACGAGGAAGAGCAAGACGAAGACGACGCACUGGAGCCAACACUGACUGGUACCAAGCUCGGAAAAAUCGUGCUAAGUCUACUGAGGUCAUUGUCUCUCAACCCCAAAGGCUGUGUAGGCAUUGCAACAGACGGAUGCUCAGUAAUGACUUCCGAGCUCUGCGGUGCCAUUCAGGAAAUCCAAAAAGUAGCCGUGCAUGCAGUUCGAUGCCCCUGCUUCAACCAUAGCUUGAACCUUUCUAUAUCCAAAACAUCAACUGUGCAAAGUGUCCGAAACACCACCGGGACAAUGCGGGAAGUCAUUGCGUUUUUUACGGCCUCGCCCAAGCGUAACGCCGUUUUGAAACUCCAGCUUGGCAAACAGCUGACCAAGUUAUGCGACACACGUUGGGUCGAACGUCACGACGCUGUUUUGCAGUUUAGAGAGAGCCUGGGAAGCAUCGCAAAGGCGUUGGAAACGGUUUCGCAAUGGCGAGAACCAAGCUCGGCUGCCAAGGCAAGAUCACUGCUUAUCUCAAUCCUGGAUGCCGAAUUUGUAAUUGCAACCGUAGCUCUCUACGAUGUACUCUCAGUCACGCUUCCCCUAAGUCGGCUGCUCCAAAAGCCGGAUCUGGAAAUGAACAGUGCCUCGGACAUCGUAAAAGACACGAUCGUCGUCCUGAGCGAAAAGCGGAACCCAUUAAACGUCGAGAAGACUUUCAGAGAAAUUUUCGCGCAUGCAGAAGAAAUUGCCGAGAAUAUGGGAGCGCAACUAGAUGUGCCUCGUCUAGUCCAACGACAAAUGAGCUGCGAAAAAUUGCCUCCACAGACAGCCGAGUCAUACUUCCGCGCACAUGUAUACAUUCCUCUUGUGGAAUCUGUCGUGGAAGAUCUUAAGCAGCGUUUUCCGGAAGAGGUGCUGGAGGUGUACAGCCUCAACACACUUUUGCCUCGCCAUGUGAAUGAGAAGGGAGCUGAAGCAAAGCUCAGCAUCCUGGCGGCAAAAUACGGCGUGCUCCUCGGAAUGGGGGACGUAGCUUUGCAGACCAUCAUCAGAGCCGAAUUUUCACUGUGGGCGGCGAAAUGGAGACGCGAACAAGAGAAGGGGCCUCUUCCAUCGACAGCUGUGGAGACACUUGAAGAGUCGGAGCCAGAGCUCUAUCCGAACAUCAGGACUCUGCUGCGCGUUCUCGCUACACUGCCCGUUAGUGUUGCGACGGCUGAGCGGUCUUUCUCCACCCUUCGUCGAAUUAAAACUUGGAUUCGAUCGCGGUGCGGCGAAAAGAGACUCAACGGUCUUGCCCUCCUCCACGUCCACCGAGACGUGAACGUCGACCAAGAGAAGGUGGUAGACCGCUACGCGCAGGGAGCACGACGAAGGAAGGCGAUGUUCGUGCUCUGUAAACAGAACGGCUGA